AUGUCUCACUGCAAGUUCGAGCACCCUCGUCACGGCUCGCUUGGUUUCCUGCCCCGCAAGCGUGCGGCGAGCCACCGCGGCAAGGUCAAGUCUUUCCCCAAGGACGACGCUAAGAAGCCUGUUCACCUGACUGCCUUCAUGGGCUACAAGGCUGGUAUGACUCACAUUGUUCGCGAACUUGACCGUCCUGGUUCUAAGUACCACAAGCGCGAGAUUGUUGAAGCCACCACCAUUAUCGAGACUCCGCCCAUGGUUGUGGUCGGUGUUGUUGGUUACGUCGAGACUCCUCGUGGUCUGCGCUCGCUGACUACUGUCUGGGCCGAGCAUCUCUCGGACGAAGUUAAGCGUCGCUUCUACAAGAACUGGUACCGCAGCAAGAAGAAGGCGUUCACCAAGUACGCUAAGAAGCACUCGGAGAACAACGGCCAGUCGAUUGCCCGUGAGCUCGAGCGCAUCCGCAAGUACUGCACUGUUGUGCGUGUUCUGGCGCACACUCAGCUGCGUAACACUAGCCUGAAGCAGAAGAAGGCUCACCUGAUGGAGAUCCAGGUGAACGGUGGCUCAGUUGCUGAGAAGGUUGACUUUGCCCACGGCCUUUUCGAGAAGACCGUCGAUGUCAACAGUCUCUUCACUCAGGACGAGAACGUUGAUGUCAUUGGUGUCACUAAGGGUAAGGGUUACGAGGGUGUGACCGCCCGUUGGGGUACCAAGAAGCUGCCCCGCAAGACCCACAAGGGUCUGCGUAAGGUCGCGUGUAUCGGUGCUUGGCACCCGGCGAACGUUAUGUUCACUGUUGCUCGCUCUGGUCAAGAUGGUUACCACCACCGCACUGAACUGAACAAGAAGAUCUACCGUAUCGGUAACGGUGCUGACAAGGCGUCGGCCUCGACUGAGUUCGACACCACGCAGAAGCCGAUUACCCCUAUGGGUGGCUUCCCUCAUUACGGUGUUGUGAAGAAUGACUUCAUUAUGAUCAAGGGCUCAUGCCCUGGUGUAAAGAAGCGUGUUCUUACGAUCCGUAAGUCGCACCAGAUCCACACAUCUCGCCGUGACCUGGAGAAGGUUACUCUUAAGUUUAUUGACACCUCGUCCAAGUUCGGUCACGGUAACUACCAGACUGCUGCUGAGCGUGAGGCGUUCGAGGGCCCUAAGAAGCCUCCGGUGGUGUACUACUAA
Messenger RNA from Malassezia sympodialis ATCC 42132, 1176 nucleotides. It is a transcript of the gene RPL3, whose product is annotated as 60S ribosomal protein uL3. Gene Ontology annotation, cellular component: ribosome; cytosolic large ribosomal subunit. Gene Ontology annotation, biological process: translation. Lineage: Eukaryota; Fungi; Basidiomycota; Malasseziomycetes; Malasseziales; Malasseziaceae. Gene Ontology annotation, molecular function: structural constituent of ribosome; RNA binding. The record is from RefSeq and is a predicted model, not a curated record.